GUCUAAGUUUUUAUUUUUGUCGUCGCCCAUUUGCCUCUACAUUAUCUUUCCAAAUUUUGCUGUUCUCCAAAUAAAGUGAUGUCGGCUAGCUGUAAAACAAAAUCAGUUGGUGUUUAAGUAAAGCGGUUCAUCGUCAUAAAUUGGAGUUGGUGUAAAGCGGUUCGUCAUCAUAGCAGUUAAUUUUCGUGGAACGGUUUUGCUAAAGAGAAGCUGGAGUUUUUUGCAAAGCGGUUUUUGAUGGUGAUUGCAAUUAAAAAAGUGGGGUAAAGUGGCUGGCUGUAUCGGUUUGCUGGAUUCACACGUUUGGUGGUACGACUUGGUGAGCGGAUAUUAUGCCGGGUAGCAAUUACAAUUUAAGACAUCAAGACAGAUCGCAAGGUGAACAAAUGGAGGGCGAUGGUGGGGUUAAUGAUGGUGCACAAGGUGGACAAUUUUCAGCGAUUGUAGCCAGCCUCAACGCUUUAACGAAUGCUGUUGCGCAAUUGAAGACGGUUACAGAGGAGAGUCAACGUGAUAUAGAGAGGCUGCGAAAUAACAUUGAACUAGAUGUACAUCAACCGGUAGUAACCCAACAGGCAAGUGAAACUACGUCCGAAAUUAUGCCGGAACGGUCCGCCCAAAAUACAUUGGUGGAAACUAGUGAGUCAGCAAAUAAAUUAUACGACUUGCCUACGUUUUCGGGUAAUACAGAAGAGUGGCCGCUCUUCCUGGCUAAUUUUAAAGACACCACCGAAGCGUUUCGUUAUAGCAAUCGGCAGAAUUUAAUGCGGCUUCACAAGUGCCUAGUGGGCCGUGCGAAAGAAACGGUAGCUUCGAUGCUGAUAUACCCCGAAGACGUGCCAAAUGCCAUCGCGGAGCUGGAGUUUCAAUUUGGUCGGCCAGACCUCUUGGUAAGAAGUCAGCUAAGCAAAAUUCAACAGUUUCCGAACAUAGCUGAAAACAAGGUUGAACAAAUUUUAUCAUUUUCAACAAGAACACGAAAUAUUGUUGCGUUUCUAACUUCAGCAAAAUGUGAGCACCACCUUAAUAAUACUACACUUUUAGAGCAACUCGUAACAAAGCUACCACCCAGCAAGCAAUAUGAGUGGACCAGGCAUGCAGUGAAUAUAAAGCCGUACGCUACAAUUAAAGAAUUUUCACAAUGGUUAAGUGACCUUGCCCGAGUUGUCUGCCUAAUGCCACCGUCAACCGCAGUUAUGAGAAGCCAGCAGCCAACGCCACAUCAACAGCCAUCUCGUCGUGUAAUGUUAGUCGGCAGUGAGCGUAAACAGGAUCACGCAGCCAGUUUAAAGUGUUAUGUGUGCGAUGGGGCACACUCGAUAAGUGAUUGUCAAACUUUCAAUGAGUCAAUGAGUGUUCGUGAUCGUUGGGAAAAGGUGAAAUCCCUGCAGCUUUGUUUUUCGUGUCUGCGUAAAGGACACAACACAUCUAACUGCCGUUCAAAAAAGCUUUGUGACGUUAACGCCUGCCGCCGCUAUCAUCAUCGGAGUUUACAUGAAGCCUCGAGUUCAAGUUCUGCGCCGCCCACACCACAAAGUCGCGCUGCAACUCAGUCUGUACUUAAUUGCAGAGAAGCCAAACAUCGAAAUAGCCAGUUUUUUAAAUAUGUGCCAGUAUCGCUGUUCGGACCGAACGGUAAAGAAGACGUUUAUGCCAUGGUGGAUGAAGGAUCAGCUAUAUCACUACUAGACGAUAGCGUAGCCACAAGAUUGGGUCUCAAAGGACGUAAGCAGCCCCUGACCUUACAAUGGUAUGGCCAAAAGUGUACGACCGAAGAUUCGACGAAAGUGAAUGUUGAAAUACAGGGCAAAUGUACAACAGCGACGUACACGCUACGAAAUAUUUGCACCAUUCGUAACCUCGAUUUACCAGAACAGUCCUUCCGUAAAGCAGAUUAUAGCCAUUUGAAGAUUUUGCCAUUAGAAGAUUAUCAUCAAGUCAAACCAUCGUUGUUGUUAGGUCUAGACAAUACGUAUUUAAGUGUGCCGUCUACAACAGUACAAGCUGGCAGCGGAAACCCAGUAGCCAUUAAUACAAAGCUGGGUUGGAUAGCCUACGGUUCAACACGAGCGCAAACUACAACGCCUGUGGUACUACAUAUUCGAGAAAAGAACAACUUGGAAUCGCUACACGAACUGGUUGCAGAAUAUUUCGCCGCUGAUAACUUUGGUGUCCACAAUGAGGCAACGAAGCAACUAGAGUCCGAAGACAAUCAACACGCUCGUCAAAGCCUGGAAGCCAACACACGUCGCAUCGGUAAGCGCUUUGAAACCGGUUUGCUGUGGAAAAGUGUUCCACCAGCACUUCCGAGCAGCUAUGCUAUGGCUUACAAACGACUGUUGGGUAUUGAGAAGAGAAUGCGCCUAGAUGAGGGUUUUUCCGCCAAAUACAAAGAAGAAAUUGCGAAAUAUAUACGAAAUGGUUACGCCAGACAACUUUCCGAAGACGAAGUAGGUAUGCAGUCAUCCUUUAAUUGGUAUUUGCCUCAUUUUGCAGUCCAGAGCCCGCACAAACCUGGCAAGAUGAGGAUAGUGUUUGAUGCAGCUGCGAAGGUGAAUGGAGUAUCUCUCAACUGUGUACUGCUAAAGGGUCCAGAACAAGCCAAGCCGUUACUGGAUAUACUAUUUAGGUUUCGCGAAGGAGCAGUAGCUGUGGCUGCCGACAUUCGUGAGAUGUUUUCGCAGGUGGUAGUGAAGCAGCCAGAUCAAUAUGCGCAGAGAUUUUUAUGGCGUGAUGGCGACUCUCAUCAGCCAGUCCAGCACUACGUUAUGAUGUCAAUGGUGUUUGGUGCGGUUUGCUCUCCCUGCAUUGCAGAGUAUGUCAAGAACAAGAACGCCGAGGACUUCCGCUCACAAUAUCCCGACGCAGCUGCAGCAAUUAUUGACAGCCAUUAUGUAGACGACUUCGUAGCCAGUUUUCAGAGCAACCAAGAUGCAGAGCGCGUUUGCAAGGAGGUUAAAUUCGUCCACGCCGAAGGAGGGUUUCAGCUUCGAUCUUUCGUAUCCAAUAUCAAAGAACUUGAAAUCGGCUUGAAUACCGACACCGAAGCCGUAUCCCAACACGUAAAUUUAGAACGACAAAGUAGUUGCGAAAAGGUGUUGGGAAUGUAUUGGAAUACCCCGACCGAUUCGUUUGAGUUCAAGUUCAGAUUCCAUCGUAUUCCAAAGCCAGUACUAGAAGGUGUACGCGUACCUACGAAACGCGAACUUUUGAGCAUUGUAAUGUCAGUUUUUGAUCCGUUCGGUAUUCUCGCGGAUUUCCUGUUAUUCGCCAAGAUACUGAUUCAAGAGGUGUGGAAGAGUUGCAUCGAAUGGGACGAAAUAUUGCCAUAUCAACUUCAACAUAAAUGGUUUGCCUGGUGGGGUGAAUUUAAACGUAUCAACGAGGUCAAGGUGAACCGCUACUACUCACCACUACUGCAGUCGCCAACAUCUGUUCAGCUUCAUAUACUAGUAGACGCCAGUCAAGUUGCAUUUGCCGCAGCUGGGUAUUUUCGUAUUGCUAGCGCACAAAAUGUCGACGUUGCCUUUAUUGCCGGUAAAACCAGGUGUGCACCUCAGAAGCUCCUCUCGGUGCCCAGACUGGAAUUGCAGGCUGGUGUACUCGGUGUUCGACUUGCCAAAGUCAUUAGUCAAGGUCAUACCAUUCAACCUGAAGAAGUCACAUUCUGGACAGAUUCGCAAACGCUGUUACAAUGGGUAAAUUCAAGAGAGAGAAAGUUUAAGCCAUACGUUGGUCAUCGCAUAAUAGAAAUUUUGUCAUCGUCGAAUCCUUCUCAAUGGCGCUGGGUACCUACAGAUAAAAACACGACCGACAUCGCUACUCGUCCAAAAUGGCCACCUAAAGCUGAGAAAUACAGCUCAUGGUUAAGAGGUCCGGAUUUCCUGCGGGAUCCAGUCGAGCAUUGGCCACCUACGCUAUGCAGCCCCAUGCCAGUUCAGCUUGAGGAGGAAGUGCAUCCGUGUCUUGUCGCACAUGCUGAGGUAAAAGAUCCAUUAUUACAAUUUAAUCGUUUUUCUUCUUUCCUCAAGUUGAGACGGGUGAUGGCAUUAGUUUAUCGAGCCGUAAGCAAGUUUCUACGUCGUGAGCACGAAAACAACAACUCCUCAGCACUGACCGUCUCCGAACUUGAGAAAGCCGAAAAAUAUAUAAUCAGAGAAGUCCAACACGAAGUUUACGCCGAGGAGAUCGCCGAACUUGAAAAAUCGAAACAUAUUCCUAAACAUAGUACUAUUCGUGCAUUAUCGCCGUACAUAGACACUGAAGGUAUUUUGAGGUUGCGUGGGCGCAUAGACGAGGCUACAUGUCUGCCGAAAGAAGCUAGAAGACCGAUUUUGAUGCCGUCUAAACACAUCGUCUCACAGCUUAUUAUGCGCCAGUACCACCAACAGUAUCACCACCAGAACGUUGCAGUAAUUUUAAGUGAGGUUCGUCAGAAAUACUGGUUUCCACAUGCCAAAUCACUAUUGAAAAACGUACAACGAAGUUGUGCCCAAUGCCGAAUUGACAGAGCCGCACCUAAACCACCAUUAAUGGGUCAGUUGCCUGAAGACCGAAUUACACCAUACGUCAGGCCCUUUGCGUAUACAGGGGUAGAUCUAUUCGGACCGUUUAACGUGGCGAUAGGGCGCCGCCGGGAGAAGCGAUGGGCAGUCAUAUUCACGUGCCUCACCAUAAGGGCGGCUCAUAUAGAACUUGCACACGACUUAUCAACAGAUGCUUUCCUAAUAUGCUUACGCAAUUUUGUAAACCGCCGUGGAACUCCGGUACGUAUCCGAAGCGAUAACGGUACAAAUUUCAUAGGCGCGCAGAGAGAGCUGAAAGCGUCAGAACGUAUUUUAGAUUUCGAACGUAUUUCGAACGAUGUAUCCAAGCGCGGUGUAGACUGGAAGUUCAAUUGCCCUUCUAAUCCAAGUUCUGGAGGCUGUUGGGAGAGACUAAUUCACAUAGUGAAACGACUUUUGACCAAAAUCAUACGUGAAGAAGUGCCAAGGGAAGAUACGCUACGUAGUGUGCUUAUAGAGAUUGAGAACAUUUUGAAUUCGAGACCGCUAACAGAAGUACCACUGUCAUCGGAAGAAGACGAUCCCAUAACCCCAAAUCAUUUUCUGUUGGGGUGCUCAAAUUCGACGCAAACGCCGCAACCAGUGGAUGGAAAAUUAUGCCUAAGAAAACAAUGGCGCAUAGCCCAAAGCCUAAAAGACAGAUUUUGGAAACAGUGGAUACGGCAUUAUUUACCACAGUUACUCCUGCGUCAAAAAUGGCAGGAAGAAGUUGAGCCCCUAAAAGUGAAUGACUUGGUGUUAAUAUGCGACACCAUGCAGCCACGUAGCCAGUGGCAAAAAGGUCGAGUUACCCGGGUAUUCCCAGCCAAAGAUGGUCAGAUCCGUUUCGCUGAAGUUAAAACUGCUGGAGGGGUACUACGUCGCCCAGCUUCGAAGAUUGCAGUCCUACAUUUGGAUGGUGAAUCCCUAGGUGAUUCACGGCGGGGUGGGGUGUAGAGGCCCCCUGUGCCUUAUGUUUCAUUUCUGCUAUUACCAUUUCUGCAUUGUGAUUGGCUCAUACAUAUAUUCGUAGCGAGUUCUUGCAUUUACUAAUACAUGCAUACAUAACAUACAUAAUUCUACCCAUUCGCUAUCAUCUGCAUGUACAUUUUUACCAACGAUCAGAGGCAAAUUUAUCGUCACCGGGAGCAGCAGCCGACAAUCACCAGCAAAUACAAAUUUGGAAACGUUAGCGUUUAGCUAGCAAUAUUUGGAAAUCUUCGCAUUUAUUUUAUGUUGUUUAACUAAAGUCAUUAAAUAAUAAAUAAGUACAAUCAAGUUUAUCAUUCUA
This is a messenger RNA of Rhagoletis pomonella (apple maggot), 5835 nucleotides long. RefSeq lists its product as uncharacterized. The transcript is spliced from 2 exons. Bases 333 to 5501 code for a protein of 1722 amino acids. Gene Ontology annotation, biological process: DNA integration. Gene Ontology annotation, molecular function: nucleic acid binding. The record is from RefSeq and is a predicted model, not a curated record. NCBI's taxonomy places the organism in Eukaryota, Metazoa, Arthropoda, Insecta, Diptera, Tephritidae.